CCCGAACGCAGCUUAGUUGUCAUUGGAAACUUAACCUAACCUAACCUCCGAUCGUUAUAUUUGCGCAGGCAAAACAUCAUCAUCUGUCCAUCACACUCGGCAUCACAAUAAAUCCUAAUCGGAAAACUUCGUAAUGUCAGAGUACGAGAAAGUGAGAACAGGAAAAUUAGUGCUAAAAGGUGAAAAAUCAAGACCGAAAAAGCGAAAGCAUAAAAAACAAGAGAAAGAACAGAACGUGACUGUAGAGGAUAAAGACACUGUUAAUCAUGGGGGAUGGUGGAAGGUUAAGAAUGUAUUUGAAAUCACGGGAACGAUCGCUAUAGAAUUUGGGGAUCGUACUUAUCUGAAAGCACUCGACAACGGGCUGUUCACCCUCGGCGCGCCACACGACGAAGGUGACGGUCCAGCGCCAGAAGAAAUUCUGACGGCAUUCCCUAUAAACGAGACCAAAAUCGCUCUGAAGUCGGGAUAUGGCAAAUAUCUUGGCGUUGACAAAAAAGGAGUUGUUAUUGGACGAAGCGAUGCGGUUGGACCUAUUGAACAGUGGGAACCGAUUUUUCAAGAUAACAAACUUGCUGUAUUACAUAGUACAGGAUGUUUUAUAUCAGUUACAAGUGACGAUGAUGUGAUUUGCCAAAACAUAACAGCUGGGCCAUCAGAAUAUGUUAUCAUAAGAAGUAUAACACAACGUUCUCAAAGUCCUAGUUGGGACAUUCCAAAAGAGGAGCAGGGCUCACUGGCAGAUGUUGAAGUAAAUUAUGUACGAAAAUUCCAAAAAUUUCAAGACAAAAAAUUAAGAAUCAAUAAAUCCGAUCGUUCUGAGCUGAAGAAGGCAAGGAUAGAGGGAAAUUUACAUGAGACUCUAUUAGACAGAAGAAGUAAAAUGAAAGCUGAUCGUUAUUGUAAAUAAAUUUGUAUGUGUAUGUGAUUAUAAUAUACCACUUUUAUAACGUCCAAAUUAUUCAUAUCAAGUAUAACCUCCAGAUGUAAAAAUUUUAUUAAAUAUAUGUAAAUUAUUGUUA
This is a messenger RNA of Odontomachus brunneus, 1022 nucleotides long. RefSeq names its product protein FRG1 homolog (gene FRG1). NCBI's taxonomy places the organism in Eukaryota, Metazoa, Arthropoda, Insecta, Hymenoptera, Formicidae. The record is from RefSeq and is a predicted model, not a curated record. The transcript is spliced from 5 exons. Gene Ontology annotation, molecular function: actin filament binding. Gene Ontology annotation, cellular component: striated muscle dense body; catalytic step 2 spliceosome; nucleolus. Bases 134 to 910 code for a protein of 258 amino acids.